UUUUUUUUGUUAAUGCUUUUCAUUUUUGGCAGCACCGCUUGGCCUACGCUACAUGACUACAUCCAAGUGUGGUAGCACGGGUGAAGUGUCUCAACAGUGCUCCCUUGUGUCUCAACUGCUCAACAUGCCUCACAAAACUCCCAAGAACAACCAUUUUAUUUAGUUUUCCUCCCAUAUAGCAAACACUACUAAUGCUCUCAGAUGGCGAGUGGCUGAUUAAUGUAAUCCAGACUGAAGGGCCAGGGGAGGCGAGGGAUGAUGCUCUUAAAAGCCAGGUCAUGUGACUCGGUGUGCAUGUUUAUGGUGGAGCUUCUUUACCGGUGUCCAUUUUGGCUCCUUACACCAUGUCGAUCCGGCGUCACACGGCGAGACAGGCCUGGACCCAUGACAGUCACCUGGGGGAGGAAAGUCAUGUGUCAUCCCGACAAGUGUCCACUAAGAAGCCGAAGAAGAAGAAGAAGGAGGAGGCCAACAGCACAAGCGAGGCCAAGCUGAACGGCAGCGAGACCAAGAUCAAAAAAAUCAAGAAAAAAAAGAAUGAGGAGGCUUCUGAGGCUUCUGAGGAGAAUCGCGUCUUGCAAAAUGACAAAAAGGUGAAGAAGAAAAAGCUGGACAAGAAUAAAGAACCGGAAAAAGACAAAGAGACAAAAAAGAAAGCCAAAAGUGCCCCAAAGAAGAAGAAAGGAUCAGUCACAGACGACGACGACGACGAGGAAGAGGAGGAGGAAGACACCCCAAAAAAGAAAACCAAGAAGAAAACAGCCAAAGACAGCUCACCGUCCCCAAGUGCCACCAAAGAAAAAAAAUCCAAAUCAAAAGACAAGGAUUGCGAUGGCAAGGAGAAGAAGCCAAAGUCAAAAGAGAAGGACAAAAAGAAGGAACCAGCAUCCCUGUUCCAGAUAAACAACGACAAAGACUCCAAGAGCAAAAAGAAAGCAGCCGCCAAAUCGGAAAGUGACGACAGCGAGGAGGAGAUCAAGUCGACAAAGUCCAAAAAGAAGUCUGCUGCCGGCUCUACGUCAUCUUUGUUCCAAACCUCAGAGAAAGAAAAGAAGACGAAGAAGAAAGGCAAGCUUGCCUCUGGCUUAGGUACUUCACCUUUUCAAACACUGGAACUCAUUCAAAAAUGUGCUGAUUUGGUUUCAGCAAAGGCACAAGAGAGUGAUGAUUCCGAGUCUGAAAAAGAAGAAAAGUCCAAAAAGAAGAAGGCCAAAGGCAAGAAGAAGAAGGAGAGAGCGCCAUCACCUGAGAUUGAGUUUGACAACUUGGAAACGUUUGUGAUGGAUCCGGCGCCUCAAGGCGUGACCGUCAAAUGCAGAGUGACUCGAGACCAGCGGGGGAUGGAUAAGAGCAUGUACCCUCUCUACUACCUUCAUCUUGACAAUGACAAGAAGACGUUUCUGUUGGCUGGCAGGAAGAGAAAGAAAAGCGCAACCUCCAAUUAUCUCAUCUCCAUUGACGCCACCGAUUUGUCAAGAGGUGGUGAUAACUUCAUAGGAAAGCUGAGGUCAAAUUUAAUGGGUACCAAGUUUACUGUCUUUGACAAUGCUUUGAAUCCAGAAAGAGCCCUUCCGGACUUGUCUAACGCACGACAGGAGUUAGCGGCCAUCAUCUACGAGACAAAUGUUUUGGGGAUGAAAGGGCCCAGAAGGAUGUCGGUCAUCAUUCCAGGCAUGGACAAAGACAAUGAGCGGGUGCCUCUCCGACCCAGAAACGACUAUGACGGCCUGUUGAUACGACACCAGAAUAGAAGGAUGGAGAAUUUGAUUCAGCUUCACAAUAAGACGCCUGUGUGGAACGAGGAGUCGGCAUCACAUGUGCUCAACUUCAACGGCAGGGUCACUCAGGCUUCCAUCAAAAACUUCCAGAUUGUCCACAGCAAAGAUUUGGACUACAUUGUGAUGCAGUUUGGCCGAAUAGCCGACGACAUUUUCACACUGGACUACAAGUACCCCAUGUGCGCAGUGCAGGCCUUUGCCAUUGCGCUAUCGAGCUUCGAUGGGAAAAUCGCCUGUGAAUGAGUUCCCUCAGAGGGUUCCGUGCGAUUUCAAACCAAGCCAGGCCUUUGGAUACACUGUCAAAAUGGAUGCCCCCCAAAAACUGAUAAUAAAAAAAUCAACUGGAAUAUGUCGAAUAGUACAAAUAUUCCCAUCCCGUAAAAAUCUAAAUUUGAAGCUACAGUGUAUAUAAAAAGUCGACACACCCCUGUUCUAAUGCCAGGAUAAUCCUACUAAAAGAUUAGAAUUUAAUUGGAGGUGAAGAAAAGGCACUUCAAAAGUUGGUAGGUGACAUCCCAUUGACAAGAGGGUGUGCACACUUGUGCAACCACAUUAUCCGAGAUACUUUUUCCUUUUCCUUUUGAAACUAACCAAGUACGUAGAUAUCCAAACUGUAAUCAAGGUUUGUUUAUAUUUCUUUCGAUUGUUUUUCUUUGACUUCCUUCCUUCUUUGGGUAUAGAUGUUGGCGUCUGACUGAACAAAGUAUUUUCUGGCAUUUCGAAGUAUUCGAUGACAGUCUUUCCCAAAUGGUGAGACAAGGCGCUUAUUUUAUAUUGGAAAACUCUCACACCAUACCUCCAAACAGCUUAAACUAACGACAAUCUCAUCUCCAUUUAUACUCAAAAAUAGACUCUGUGUGAAAUCUGUUUCUGUCACUAUACAUCGCUAGUAUAGAAGAUGAAAGAAACACUUUUUGUAAGAAUCAACUUUGUUCCUUUUAAAUGAAAUUGGCACAGUGAUUUGGAAUCACCACUCCAUGAAAAUGUUAUGUAAUAAAGUAUGACAAAUCAAUAUUCUCCACUUGCGUCA
Molecule: messenger RNA, 2808 nt
Organism: Syngnathus acus (greater pipefish)
Lineage: Eukaryota; Metazoa; Chordata; Actinopteri; Syngnathiformes; Syngnathidae
Product: tubby-related protein 1-like
Exons: 13
Coding region: 345-2021 (558 amino acids)
Biological process (GO): protein localization to cilium
Cellular component (GO): cilium
Molecular function (GO): actin filament binding
Source: RefSeq, a predicted model, not a curated record